This is a messenger RNA of Paramuricea clavata, 1099 nucleotides long. NCBI's taxonomy places the organism in Eukaryota, Metazoa, Cnidaria, Anthozoa, Malacalcyonacea, Plexauridae. The record is from the annotation of a GenBank genome assembly.
AUGGACGGAGAAGAGGUAAAUAAUCAGUUAUAAUUGUAUUGCUUAUAUGACAAAUUGGAUCGUUGGAUUCGGCCCAUGUAUAUUCGGCUAUAUUUGCAAUUUCCAAUCUAUAGACUCUACAGUAAUAGGAUUGUUUCAACAUAUUGAAUCACAUCUGUAUUACUCAUUUUUGGUUUCAUAUCAUGAUGUAAAAUACCUAAUCACACACUAUCAUGCCUAUAUUUAACCAUACGUUUAGGUAAAUAGUGUGUAUUAAUAAUCAGUUAUAAUUGUAUUGCUUAUAUGACAAAUUGGAUCGUUAAAUUCGGCCCAUGUAUAUUCGGCUAUAUUUGCAAUUUCCAAUCUAUAGACUCUACAGUAAUAGGAUUGUUUCAACAUAUGUUUGAAUCACACAAUGAUAUACAUGGAAUCACAUCUGUAUUACUCAUUUUGACUUCAGAAUAUUUCGGCCAUAUUUGCAAUUUCCAAUGUAUACAGUAUAGGAUUGUUUAAACAUAUUGAAUCAAAUCUGUAUUACUCAUUUUUGGUUAAUCGGAAUGCUAUUAUCUCUCUUAGAUUAUCCUGGGCAAUGCAACAAAAAGGUGCAAAAGCAAGUGCCCUGCAUGUCCAUUUGUAUAUGCAAACUUCUGGAAGCCAAAAAACUGCCCAGAGUGUAACUAUGAAAUUGGUGGAAGUUACAUUCCCAAGGAGAAAAAGCGAAAGAAACUCCACCCUGACUGUGCUCAUGUUGGUAGAAAUGUGUACUCUGUGAAAACAAGCACAAGAGGUGACAGAUGUUUUGUUGUGGCUGAUGCAGAAAACAAACUGUGUAAUCAGGAAAAAUGCAAAAGAAGACGUGCCCUGACAGUCGCAAGUUCCACAGAAAAUGUCAGAAACUUCAGUUGUGAGCACAUUCAAAUGAUCGACAGUAGUGUCCAAAAUUGUAAAGUGUUUUACCUCACAAGACAAUCAAUAGAAAAAUACAGUGGGGAUUGUAAUGCAAAAGAUUUGCUAAAAAGUCUUUUGCCUUUUCUUGAGGGCAAUGAGAUGCCUGCAGUGGUGAACAUCUCUGAAGGUGUUUACGCUGUAUAUGGUCCUCCGAGUUCUGUGUCUCCAUUGG